UUCAAAUGUAUCAUUUUGAAUUCCUUAUCAAUUUCUUAUCAACAAUUAUUGUGGUAAACAGAUAAAUUAUAAAAUUUUGCGCUUGAAUCACAGUUAGCUAUUUAAAUUAUUGCGAAAUAGACGUGAAGUGGCUUUUAAAAAUAGUGAUUACUCAUUCAAUUACAAUCUGACAACUCUGCAGUACUCCAAAUUAAUCUGAAUUUAUUCAUAGUUUGAUUUGGUCUUUCACAAUUAAUACAAACAAAUAUACGUUAAACGUGCAAAAUGAGUGCUGAAGAAGUAGUCAAACGUCUUAGGGAAUCGUUCAAAAAUGGAAAAACCUUACCGGUAGAAAAUCGUGUAAAACAACUAAAAGCAUUGAAAAGAAUGUACGAGGAAAAUAAAAAGGAAAUGUGCGAUGUUUUGGCUAAGGAUUUACGUAAGAGCACUCAAGAAGCUAUCGUAUUGGAAAUAGACUUUCUAUUGAACGAUAUAACUCACACGUUAAUGAAUAUACAUGAGUGGGUAAAACCAGAGUAUCCCUCAAAGGGUUUCAUAAACCUUUUAGACAGCAUUUACAUCUGCAACGACCCCUAUGGAGUGGCCCUUGUAAUAGGGGCAUGGAAUUAUCCCCUACAAUUAACAAUGAUGCCUGUGGCUGGGGCAAUUGCAGCUGGAAAUUGCGUUGUUUUAAAACCAUCUGAGUUAGCUUCAGCUUCUGAGAAGUUUCUGUGUGAAACUAUUCCGAAAUAUUUGGAUUCUGAUGUGGUUCAAGUUUAUACAGGAGGUGUUAAGGAAACUACGGAAUUACUGAAGCAGAGAUUUGACUAUAUUUUCUUCACAGGGUCUACAACAACUGGAAAGAUCGUGCACAGCGCUGCCAACAAAUACUUGACGCCUGUGACCUUGGAAUUGGGCGGUAAAUCCCCGGUGUACAUCGACAACACUGUAAACAUUUCGACGACCGUCAGAAGGCUACUUUGGGGCAAAAUGACGAACGCAGGUCAAACGUGCGUGGCCCCAGACUACGUCUUGUGCACCAAAGAGGUCGAGGCGAAGAUUUUGGAAGCCGCCAAGGUUAUUAUAAAGGAGUUUUACGGGGAAGACGUCAAACAAUCGCCGGAUUUCUGCAGAAUCAUAAACGACCGGCAUUUCGACAGGGUUGUCAGAUUGUUGAGCAGCGGCAAGGUGGCUCUGGGUGGCGAUUACGACGCCAAGGAGCGGUACAUCGCACCUACCAUUUUGACAGGUGUCAGUGAGAAUGACCCUGUGAUGCAGGACGAGAUUUUCGGGCCGGUUUUGCCCAUAAUUAACGUCGAAGACGUUAAAGGGGCCAUAGAUUUUAUUAAUGGCCGCGAAAAACCUUUGGCGAUGUAUAUAUUCUCCAAUAAUUCUAAAAAUGUCGACUUAAUUCUGGAAAACACUUCAGCUGGGGGGAUUACUGUAAACGACACCGUCAUGCAUUUGGGGGUCGACACGCUACCGUUUGGAGGUGUCGGUAUGUCCGGCAUGGGCAGUUACCACGGUAAAUUCAGUUUCGAUACUUUCACGCACAAAAAGAGCGUUUUGCACAAAAAUUUGGGCGCCAUGGGCGAAAAAUUGGGCAUGGCCAGAUACCCGCCUUAUUCAAACUCAAAAAUACAGUAUUUAAAGUUCAUGCUUGCCCCUAGCGCCGGUAUACCGUUGAUCAAACAUUUUCCCAAGUUGAUUAUUUUUAUGAUGGGUUACGCCGCUAAUUACGUCAUCAAAAAGUAUUACAAAUAAGUUGUUUAUGUGAUAUGGUUUUUUAAUUGGUGCUGGCUCCUAUAUAAUAAUUAUAUUAUUGUUUUUCUAUUGUAGGUUGUACGCACAAAUUAAUUAUGCCUUUUAAAAUAUUACCAAUAAAUAUUUUAUGUUUUUUUGUGCUGGAUUGCAUUUAUAUAGUAUUGUUUAAUAUAGUUAUACACAUAUUCUAUUUUUUUUAACAUUAAUAAAUGAAAAAUUGUAUAUAAA
Messenger RNA from Brassicogethes aeneus, 1971 nucleotides. NCBI's taxonomy places the organism in Eukaryota, Metazoa, Arthropoda, Insecta, Coleoptera, Nitidulidae. The record is from the annotation of a GenBank genome assembly.